CAGUAUAUAGUUUCAUGCUGUCAGCGAAUCUCUUGACAUUCGAACAGAGUUCAAAUCCAUAAGUUCCUUUAUGGAAUUAACGUGUAAAUUCAUUGCAUGAGCUUCCUCUUCAGACUUUUAAUGGCGGCUAAAUAUAAUCAGCUUAGUUUACCUGCUGAUUCAUUUUAUUGAGGGAUUACAUGGUCAUGCCAUCUCUUGAAUAUACCUAUGAAGACAGGGGUUGAGGUGGUUGUGCUCAGUUUAUAAUCAUUGUCAUCUACGAUAUGUUGGUAUCUGCAAGAUCAGCUUUCAAGCGACAGGGCAGGGGAUGCAUAUGUAUGAAUUUGAGAUUCAAGUGAGUAAUCUACAUUUGAAGAAUGAGAUAGGCACUGGUUGAACAUGUGCGGGCACCAAGAACUCAAAAUGCUUUAGAGCAAUUUAUGUUUUUGUGGAGCUAGCUAUAAUUAUUCUGCCACCAUGAAUAGUGAGGCUCCAGGCACUCCUGGCCAAUGGCUCAAAGGUGCAGUAACUGCUGGUUCAAACGAGAGAAUCCUUUUAGACAGCAAUGAAGACAAUAUAUGUUCGCAGACAGGCGAAGAAUUUGCAACUGAGUUCUAUCGUGAUCGGUUUGGUUUGAGGAGAUCCACUGUCACAACUGAUGUGGACAAUCAUCAGCCAAAUAGAUCGGGUUGUGAUUAUAAUCAGAAUUAUCAGGCAGUUUAUGACGAUCUUGCACGCGUUGUUGGAAUAAAGAGAAUGGACUCUGAUAGUAAUUCGGAUUUGUCAGAUUUCGCUGCAACAUCAGGAUACGUUGCUGAACCUGAAAGCAGGUCAUAUCCUAACAAUCUGAACAAGUUCCAGUGGGAACAUGGUGGUAUUGGACAACGAUCUGGCAAAUUUACUGAAGAAAUUUAUUUGGAUCCAAUUUCUUCAGGACCAACUGCUCCGCCCAUUUAUGCAGCUGAAUCCCUUCCGUCCUGUCAUCCUUAUCCACCGGCGCUUUCAGAUGCUUCGUUGUAUAAGAAGAUAAAAUUUCUUUGUAGCUUUGGAGGGAGAAUCUUACCUAGGCCAAAUGAUGGGAAGCUCAGAUAUGUGGGAGGAGAAACACGGAUUAUAUCCAUAAGGAAAAACAUUGCUUGGAAGCAACUUAUGGAGAAGACUCAUGCAAUAUGGAACCAAGCUCAUAUUAUCAAAUACCAGCUUCCUGGAGAGGAUCUGGAUGCUCUUAUUUCUGUUUGUUCUAAUGAGGAUCUUCAUCAUAUGAUAGAGGAGUAUGAAGAAGUUGAAAGAAUUGGAGGCUCUCAACGUCUGCGGAUAUUUCUCAUAUCAUCAAGUGAAUCUGAGAACCCGAACUCUGUUGAAGCAAAAGUCAAUCUGCCAGGUGAUGUUGACUAUCAGUAUGUCGUAGCUGUUAAUGGCAUGCUGGAACCAAGUCCUCGGAUGAGCUCCAGUGGGCAAGGUUUGGUAAGCCAAACAAGCCAGUUUGCAAAUUCCUCUGAUUUCAAUAGUCCAAGAUUGUUCAAGGAAUCAACUGCAUCUGCAUAUGCUUGGGAUGUGAAGGAUCGCAGUCCAAUGUCCCCUCGUUUGGGAGGAUUGCUCAAUAAAGCUGGUUCUCAGUUUUUAACAGCACUUCAAGCGCCAGGGAAAUCAUUCAAUCAAUCACCACCUAGUCCUAUAUCUGGUAUUCGUGCUCAGACUAAAGAUCAUGAAAUUUCCAACAAAGAGCUAAUUACAGACCAGCCAUGCAAUGUUGGUAAGGGAGGCCUUGUUCCCUUUGUGAAGGAAAGAAUUCAAUGUGGCAAUUCCUUGUACAGAGAUGAUGCCCAUUAUGUUGAUCCAGCUGCAUACUAUAACAACCUAGCCCAAGGACCUCCUUUGAAUUAUCAUCAUAAUAAUCAACAUAUAGUGGAGGUUGGUCAGCCCAAGAAUCACAAUGAUGGUGUUCAAUAUCACAUGAGAAGCCAUAGUGAAAACUUUGACUCUUCUGCAACGUGUGGUCAAGGUGAUAUGAUAUCUGAGAGACCCCCACGUCCACACGAGGGUUCAUUCCAUUUUGAGAAGAAUCUCUCUCAUCCUGAAGGCUCAUCAUUAGUAAUUUCAGCCUCUAAUGAUAGAGAUAGAGAGAGGUCCCAUUGCAGAUUAUUGCAUGCACUGUCUGACCCAAUGUUGCAAAGUGAUGAGAAGUCUGAAGAUCACUUGCGUCCCUCCCUUAAAGUAAAGGGCAACAAGUCGCCUUUUCUGCAAGUUUCAAGUUCUUUCCGGGAAAGGCCGUUUCAGGAGGGGGAGGUAAUUGAUGAAAAAAAACUGAUAGCUGAGUAUAAAAUUCCGCCCAGUUUUGGAAAAACUGGCAGUUUCAAGGGGAUUUUGAAUCCCAAUCAAGGGAGCUUCCAACUUGCAGAUAAUAACAAUGCCUGUUCUGGGGAAAUUGGAAGAUUUGGAGGUAAUAGUGAAGUUAUAUCACAUGAAAGUGUCUUGCAUAUCAAAGAUUUGGAGGGCGUCAAUUACAAACAAGUUGGUUGCCAGUCUUCAGUAGACUCACAAAGCAGUGAAUGCAAAUUACAUGCUUCCUCAUUGAAGUCUGAAUCUACAAGAAACCUGAAGGAGCAACCACAUGGUCUGCUACCAGACAUGGCUGCUUCUGAGUUUUUUAUGAGAAGCCAAAAUUCUACGAUGUAUCUUCAAUUUACUAUGUCGACAACAGAUAACAGCGAGUCAUCUCACCAUGGAUCCUCUGAUUUACAGCUUAUUGACUCCCAAACUGACGUAGAGUCCAUACUGUUAGCCUCUAGUAAGGGAUCAGCUUCCAGAGGGGAGAUUUUUCUCUCUGGUGAGAAUCCUGCCAAUUUUCCUCACCAGAAGAAUGACAAGAUUGUCUAUGACCAAGAUUCUUUUGUUGGGUAUAGCAUUGAGCUACGUAACCAGUCACAGAGCUCUGUUACUUGUCGAGAAAUGAAGCAGCUAAAUGCAGCAGCUAUUGUUAAAGGGCCAACUGAUAGUGGCUCUUCAGGUGUAGAAGAAGAGGAUGAAUCUGAAGCUGUGUUUCUUAAAAGGGAAGAAAGUGCCAGUCCAGAAUCUCAAAGUGAGUUUGCAAAAAUUGAUAGUCAAAACUUCAAUAAGUCAAUUGGAUCAGCAAGUGCUGAAAUAGAGGCUGAACUCUAUGGUUUGCAGAUUAUUAAGAAUGCUGAUAUUGAAGAAUUGCAAGAGCUAGGAUCUGGAACAUUUGGAACUGUUUAUCAUGGAAAGUGGAGGGGAACAGAUGUUGCAAUCAAGAGGAUAAAAAGUAGUUGUUUUUCUGGCAGAUUAUCAGAGCAAGAGCGGUUGAAAAGAGAGUUCUGGCGAGAGGCAAAAAUUUUGUCAACUCUUCACCAUCCAAACGUGGUGGCCUUUUAUGGGGUAGCUCCAGAUGGCCCGGGUGGGACAUUGGCAACUCUUACAGAAUAUAUGGUACAUGGAUCACUGAGGAAUGUUCUCUUGAAGAAGGAAAAAGUGCUUGACCGCCGAAAACGUCUUAUGAUUGCAACGGAUGCAGCCUUUGGCAUGGAAUACUUGCAUUUUAAGAAUGUCGUUCAUUUCGAUUUGAAGUGUGAUAAUUUACUUGUCAAUUUGGGGGAUCCCGAACGGCCUGUGUGCAAGGUUGCUGAUUUUGGCCUAUCAAGAAUUAAACGUAACACUCUUGUUUCUGGUGGUGUCAGAGGAACCCUUCCCUGGAUGGCACCAGAAUUAUUAGAUGGCAACAGUAGUGGGGUCUCUGAGAAGGUUGAUGUUUUCUCAUUUGGCAUUGCCAUGUGGGAGAUCUUGACUGGGGAAGAGCCAUAUGCUAGCAUGCAUUGUGGUGCCAUCAUAGGUGGAAUUGUCAACAAUACACUCAGGCCUCCAAUCCCAAAACGUUGUGAUUCAGAAUGGAAGAGAUUGAUGGAAGAAUGUUGGAGCCCUGAUCCUGCAGCCAGGCCACCCUUCACAGAAAUAACACAUAGAUUACGCCUCAUGCAAGCGGCUCUGCCCAAGAAGAAACACGCUCCUGCAACUUGAUGACAGCCUCUUCUUGUUCUUGUUCUUCUUCUUUCUGUUUUCUUUCUUUCCUUUUUUUUUUUAAAAAAAAUUGAAAAUGAAAUGCACAUAAGAAAGAAACGCUUUCAAUUUAUUUUGAUAGAUUUGUUUGUAUAGGAAAUUUAGUUUAGAUGUCCCAUCUUGCUAGCCAAAAUUGUAUAUAUGAAAGCUACACACACGUUCCCUCAA
Neltuma alba is the source of this 4215-nucleotide messenger RNA. RefSeq lists its product as uncharacterized. The record is from RefSeq and is a predicted model, not a curated record. Gene Ontology annotation, biological process: protein phosphorylation; signal transduction. Lineage: Eukaryota; Viridiplantae; Streptophyta; Magnoliopsida; Fabales; Fabaceae. Gene Ontology annotation, cellular component: cytoplasm. Gene Ontology annotation, molecular function: protein kinase activity; protein binding; ATP binding.